This is a messenger RNA of Phialemonium atrogriseum, 1308 nucleotides long. RefSeq names its product 15-hydroxyprostaglandin dehydrogenase. NCBI's taxonomy places the organism in Eukaryota, Fungi, Ascomycota, Sordariomycetes, Cephalothecales, Cephalothecaceae. The record is from RefSeq and is a predicted model, not a curated record. The transcript is spliced from 3 exons. Bases 436 to 1272 code for a protein of 278 amino acids. Gene Ontology annotation, cellular component: cytoplasm. Gene Ontology annotation, molecular function: oxidoreductase activity, acting on the CH-OH group of donors, NAD or NADP as acceptor.
UCUUCUGCAUGGGGUUCCCCGUCUCUCCAACUGCCGCCGUCACUAUCGCCGAUGCGGGGUUUCCCGAAAGCCGACGUGGGGAGCCGAAACCCAUAGUCUCGUGUCUAGCACGACGCCAAGUCGAUCCCCUUCCCCCAAAUUGAGGUCCCCAUUCCAGUCGUCGGAUGUCCCAACUCUUCGCUGGUCACCCGAGCUCUUGGUUCCAUUUAAAGCUAUCCUUCAACCCCGAGCACUGACAGAGAGGCUAGAGCCAACCAACGUACGAGCCAAGUAACAAAAACCAGGAUUGAACAACUCGGCAACAAAGUGUCGGAUCAUCAAAUCCGGGGAGCCCCACAAUCCCCGAAUUUGCGACCAAGAGCUUAUAUCCGAAAUAUCCCCGCCCGACGCCUUAGCACGCCACUCCCCUACCCUUCUCCCCCUGAAGCAACUAACAUGUCACCGGCCGCGACACAGAAGUCGGUCCUCGUGACUGGCGGCGGAAGCGGGAUUGGGCUCGCCAUGGUGCGCCACUUCGCAUCCGAGGGCCACCGCGUCGCCAUCCUGGACGUCAACGCUGCCGCGGGGGCCAAGGUCGCCGCCGACGUGGCGGCCGAGUAUCCCAGCGCGGGGAUCUCGUUCAAGAAGUGCGACGUGUCGUCCUGGUCGGAGCAGGCGGCCGUGUUCAAGGAGGUCUACGAGGAGCACGGCAACAGGCUGGACGUGGUCAUGGCCAACGCCGGCAUCUCGGAACAGGGGACGACCAGCUCGGUCGACCUGAAGGAGGACACGCCGUCGGAGCCACGGUUGGCUGUCAUCAAUGUCAACCUCACUGGAGUUAUAUAUUCGGUCAAAUUGGCUUCUCACUAUAUGAAUAAAAACAAGGUGGACUCGGGUGCGCAGUCGAGAGGUUCCAUCAUAUGCACUGCCUCAAACGCUGGCCUCUAUGCGUUCCCAACUGCUCCCUUGUAUGCGGCCUCAAAGGCUGCCGUCAUUGGCCUCGUUCGGUCUCUUGCCAAACCUCUGAGAGCUGUCAACAUCCAGAUCAACGCAUUGGCGCCGGCAGUGAUAGAGACGAAUAUCGCGCCCUCUAAAGAUCUGUUCAAGACAAUGAAGAUCACACCCAUGUCAACUCUCGUCCGUGGGGUUGCGCAGUUUAUAGCUGAUCCAGCCCUCACGGGGGAGGUCGCUGAGAUUCACGGUGAGAGCGUAACAAUUCGGCCCGUCUUUGAGUGUGUGGACGAAGACAGUGCCCAGAAUCUCGCGACGUUUGAGAGCUUGGGAUACGCGUGAAACAUGGAAGGUUCCGUGUAAUUACAUAGUUAGCGC